Messenger RNA from Myotis daubentonii (Daubenton's bat), 288 nucleotides. Its product is annotated as small ubiquitin-related modifier 1-like. The transcript has a single exon. NCBI's taxonomy places the organism in Eukaryota, Metazoa, Chordata, Mammalia, Chiroptera, Vespertilionidae. The coding region runs from base 1 to 288 and encodes 95 amino acids. The record is from RefSeq and is a predicted model, not a curated record.
AUGUCGGAACAGGAGGCAAAACCCUCAACAGGAGACUUGGGGAAUAAGAAGGAAGGAGGAUACAUUCAACUCAAAGUCAUUGGACAGGACAGAAGUGAGAUUCACUUCAAAGUGAAAAUGACAUCUCACCUCAAGGAACUCAAAGAAUCAUGCUGUCUAAGACUGGGAGUUCCAAUGAACUGGCUCACGUUUCUCUUGGAGGGUCAGAGAAGUGCUGAUAAUCACACUCCAGAAGAACUGGGAAUGGAGGAGGAAGAUGUGAGUGAAGUUUAUCAGGAACAACAAUAG